Messenger RNA from Naumovozyma castellii, 297 nucleotides. It is a transcript of the gene YSF3, whose product is annotated as U2 snRNP complex subunit YSF3. NCBI's taxonomy places the organism in Eukaryota, Fungi, Ascomycota, Saccharomycetes, Saccharomycetales, Saccharomycetaceae. The transcript is spliced from 2 exons. The record is from RefSeq and is a predicted model, not a curated record. The coding region runs from base 1 to 297 and encodes 98 amino acids.
AUGUCCGACAAACAAAGACAACAGCACGUCUAUCAAACUCUAAAGCAAAAACAUCUAAGUCUAGGUGAUGAAAAUACAACAAAGGAGGAAUGGCUCACCAAUGUUCAGCGAGAUAUAUAUAAUUCCAUCCAGGGACACUCAGGUCUAUUAGAGUACACGGCAUUGAAUCAGCAGGGCCUAACUAGCAGCCAAAUGUUGAGAGUAAGCAUGAUCAAGAAGAUGGCUCAGAAGGCUGAGAUACGAAAACGGAUAGCAGAUUCAACUGAUGAAGAGAGAAGGAAGAUUGUUAAAAAGUGA